Molecule: messenger RNA, 2476 nt
Organism: Ixodes scapularis (black-legged tick)
Lineage: Eukaryota; Metazoa; Arthropoda; Arachnida; Ixodida; Ixodidae
Product: acid ceramidase
Exons: 12
Coding region: 72-1601 (509 amino acids)
Biological process (GO): fatty acid metabolic process
Cellular component (GO): lysosome
Molecular function (GO): N-acylsphingosine amidohydrolase activity; fatty acid amide hydrolase activity
Source: RefSeq, a predicted model, not a curated record
CUGUGUCGUACGACAACCCCCGGUCGGUGCUCGCGGCUUCUUUGCACAACUAACUUGGUGCCCAGGAAGACAUGUUGCCCCUCCAAUGCCUGCUGUUUGGAGCCCUGGGCCUUGCUUUUGUUACAGCGGCAAGGGCGACGCAGUUCGGUGAAUGUCAGCGGGGAUUGCAACCGUCGAAUAGCUCGGCCGUUCCUUCGUUCGUCAUCAAUUUGGACUUGUCGCCAGCCGAGAGAUGGAAAGAAGUUGCGACGGCAAAGCGUCGAGAGGUUUAUCGGAUGCAUGAGGCACUCAUGAACCUACUUGGUUCUAUCUUCGGAGGUCGAAUUUUGUCACUCGUUGACAAAGACAUGCCCAAGCUUCUCCAGAGCCUGCCUUGGACUUUCAGGGAAGAAAUGAAAGCUCUGUCAAAUCUAACUGGACUGCCUUUAGGCGAAGUUAUCCUUUACAAUGUUUUCUACGAGUUCUUCACAGUCUGCACUUCAAUUGUUGCAGAAGACCUCAAUGGGAACUUGUAUCAUGCCCGGAAUCUUGACUUUGGACUUUUCCUCGGAUGGGACAGGGAGAAUCAUACCUGGGCCAUGACAGAAACGCUUAGACCGACAGUGGUCGAAUUGGACUUCCAGAGAUCUGGAAAGACUGUCUUCAAGGCCGUCAGCUUUGCAGGUUACUUGGGCGUGCUGACUGGCGUUAAAAAGGGUGCCUUCUCGUUGACGAUCAACGAACGCUUCAGUUUGAAUGGCGGAUUUAUUGGCCUGCUUGAGUGGAUUCUCGGCGACCACAGUCAGCAUUGGGUUGGGUUCCUGACGCGGGACCUGAUGGAAAACGCAACCAGCUACGACGUCGCCAAAAUGACACUGUCCACGACAAAACUUCUCGCCCCCGUCUACUUCAUCCUCGGUGGAACCAAAUCUGGAGAGGCUGCCAUCAUAACGAGGAGCAGGAAUAGCGACCACGCGGACGUGUACCAGCUUUCGGACACAAAGGACAAGUGGUUUCUGCUAGAGACCAACUACGACCACUGGAAGACGCCGCCGUCGUACGACGAUCGCCGCGGCCCCGGUAUCAAGUGCAUGAGGAACAUGACACAGCAGGUGUGCCACAACACCAGGGAUCCCAGAGAUCAGACUGCAGACGACACGCUGAAACAGCCCCAGUGCUGCCAAAACACCAAAGGGCGAUUGUCGGACUCGGUACAGUCCUUUCAAACUGUUGAUUGUACGGAGCUCUGCGGACUCAUCGUUCAGCAUCAGCUGCUGGGAGACCUGCGCGAGGUCGAGUUUCGUGAAGAUGCAACUGGUGCCUAUUGCCGCAAACACUUCGGUGGUGGUCGCUCGAGGGUAAACAUUGCUUUUCACUGCCUUGUUCACCGUACUUCGAUAAUCCCCACACAGUCUCAGGGACCCACCUUUUUUUCUCACCACUACCAGUGGCGUCGCCCAGCUGGCAUACUGGGUAGGCUCCAAGAUGCCUUGCUUCUGGAGGCGGUCCAGCUCGUUGUUGACGUCUUCAAUAAGAGCAAAUGGCACCAAAUGACACUCGAGGAACUUAGGCUCGGCAGUGCCUUUCAGUUCAAUGUGAAGCGGUGCUCCUAUAAGUCCUAGCAAGUCAUUGCCGAAAAUCUCCUGAAGUUUCUGUUAGAUCCUCUUCGGAGCUGCUCAGCUUUUGGAUGCCUUGCAUUCCAGUUCCUAGCACCGGAAACCAGUUCUUGCCCAGUAAACUGUUGCCUUACCUGCCAACCACUAGCAAUGGUAACGUUGCAAUGUAAUCUCUAAACACAAUGUCCACCAUCGCUUUACUGAGAUUCGACAGCGUUUCAUAUGACCAGCUUGGUGCUUGAUUCAUGAUGGGGAUCUUUUUUCUUGAGCUUGCUUCAAUAUUGCUGUACAUGUGCACUGACUAUCAAACCGGGUGCAGCAGAGUCCACCUCAAUGGUGACUUGCUCAUUUGCAAGGGCAACCUCGAUCAUCUACUUCUUUUGUGCCUCGGCUAGCUCGCGAAGGAAUAACUCAUCCACUUCAUGGACCUGUUUUGCGUUGCCCUGCUUGCCUCCCGGCGCUGGCUUCACCGCCUGUUUUUUCAAACGGCACGCUGCCGCGAUGUGCCCUAGCUUCUGACCCUUAUAGCAUGUUGAAGUUUUGACCUUGCAUGAAGUUGGAAGAUGCUUACCGUCACAAUGGUAGCAACUCUCUUUCUUUUCGUGAGGCGAGCUCCUUUCUGCCGUUGUGUGCCUGCCGCCAUCGCCACCCAUGACGUGUCUUUCGAUCCUUGUUGAGAUCCUUCAGCUGCCUGGCUGCGGCUUCCGCCGUGAGCGCUAAGUCAUGCUCCACGUGGAACGUUAGCUUCUGUUCAACACGCAGCCUCUGUUGUAUCGCCUCGCUGCUAAUUCCCCACACAAAAUGGUCACGGAACACUAAAUCAACAAAUUGCAGAACGAUAGAAGGCACGCGCAGCAUUUUACGGCGUCCUGAAAAACCAC